CAUCAUCUUCAUCAUCAUCGCCGCAAAACAGUUGGAAAUGAUGAAAACAAAACAGGUUAACAAAUCUAACGACCUAGGGCCAAUUCCAAACUUCAGUAUUGGACUUACACCAUCAGAGCAGGAGCAAGCAUCUGAUGACGAUAAUGGAAAAAAGAAUGGUAAAAAGAUGGAAAAGAAGCCGGAUCAGAUAAACCGUGGGAAAAGGAAACAACAAUCUGAUGAAGGAAGUUUAGAUGACAAAAAUGCAAAGAAGAGUGGUAAAAAGAUGAAAAAGAAGCCGGAUCAGAAAAAACAACAAUCUCCUGGAGAAGAAUCUGAUGAAAAGAAGAGUAUUUUUGUUAACAAAUCUGAUGAAGCAAGUUCUGAUGACGAAAAUGGAAAGAAAAACUUGGAUGUCGAUCAAAUGAUUAAAAAUAAGUAA
This is a messenger RNA of Medicago truncatula (barrel medic), 421 nucleotides long. RefSeq names its product protein PIF-like. The coding region runs from base 38 to 421 and encodes 127 amino acids. The transcript has 3 exons. Lineage: Eukaryota; Viridiplantae; Streptophyta; Magnoliopsida; Fabales; Fabaceae. The record is from RefSeq and is a predicted model, not a curated record.